Sebastes umbrosus (honeycomb rockfish) is the source of this 2143-nucleotide messenger RNA. It is a transcript of the gene tspan13a, whose product is annotated as tetraspanin 13a. The transcript has 6 exons. NCBI's taxonomy places the organism in Eukaryota, Metazoa, Chordata, Actinopteri, Perciformes, Sebastidae. Bases 176 to 790 code for a protein of 204 amino acids. Gene Ontology annotation, cellular component: membrane. The record is from RefSeq and is a predicted model, not a curated record.
CGAGCAGGAUGUGAUCAGGAAACGCUACCUGGUUUCUACCUGCGGACACGAAGAAGAAGAAGAAGGCACGAGGAGCACAGACAGAGAGCCUCGAGACGGACAGCCUCGCUGAAGAGCCCGGAUGAAGCAGAGAUAUAAUAGAUUCAUUGUUUAAAGGACUGAACUGAGAGCAGCGAUGGUUUGUGGAGGAUUCGUCUGCACUAAGAACGCACUCAGCGCUCUCAACAUCCUCUAUGUGCUGGUGAGUCUGCUGCUGAUCGGAGUGGCAGCCUGGGGGAAGUGGUUCGACCUGGUCUCCAGCAUCAGGGUGGUGGCGGGGGUCAUCGGCGUGGGAAUCUUCCUGUUCCUGGUUGCCUUUGUGGGGCUCUGCGGCGCCGUGAAGCACCACCAGGUCCUGCUCUUCUUCUACAUGAUAAUCCUGUUUGCAGUGUUUGUCGUGCAGUUUUCUGUGUCCUGUGCUUGUCUGGCCUUGAAUAAAGACCAACAGAACCAUCUGCUGGAGGUUGGAUGGAACAAAUCCGAGGCCACUCAACAGGACGUAGAGAAAACACUCAACUGUUGUGGCUUCUCUUCUGUUCCUUACAACGGCUCAUGUAGUUGCUUUCACAGCAACCCUCCUUUGAUUUGUCACACAUGCUCGAGCAUUAUCGAGGAGUUUGCGGGAGAGGUGCUACGGUUCGUCGGUGGUAUCGGACUCUUCUUCAGCUUUACGGAGAUCCUUGGAGUUUGGCUUGCCCACAGAUACAGAAAUCUCAAAGACCCUCAAUCAAAUCCUCAAGCCUUUCUAUAACCACUCACAAUUUAAUAAACCCCCAAAAUUGCACUGCUGAAUAAUUGCUUUUCCUCCUAACUUUGUAAAUCACACUUAUCUGGACAUUUGUAAGAUUUAAAGUAACUUUUGCUGUUGUGUCACAAAUGUGACCAUUACAGGAUAAUGAUGGUGAAAUGAAGUGUAACAUUAAUACAAGUAGAGAAAAGUCUUAAAGCCAGCUUGCUCAAGGUUGCUACAAAACCCUGGAGUGUGUUGAACUGAGCAAAGGUUAGUUUUAUUGCUUAUAAAUUCUACUGUUUGCUUUGAUAUUUGCUGCUCGAUUACUUCCAUUGAAAUUAUGCAUUUUAUUAUUUUUUCUUUUGCUGUGAAUAUUAAUUAUAACAAUUAAGCGCAAUUACCAAAAUAUCAGACUAUUCCUUUAAAUGAAACCUGAUGCAUGUAAGCAUUGCCUCUUUAAUUCUAAUCCGUCUCAAAGACGUUAUGUGUGUAUGCUCACCACACACACACACUCUCACACUCACACACCUCUAAUGCAAAUAAUUUGCAGAUUAGCACCAUGAUGGCCGGAUGACUGUGCUCACCACUCCCAGACUAACUAUGACCACACACAUUGUGUUUUGCAGACAGUGGAUUUGGGUGUUGGGUGUCCACAACAGCAGGAUAAGAUCAACUUAAAGUCAAACCUGAUGCAGCUUGAUAAACACACUGUUAUGAAACCGGGUUUUGUUUUUGUUUUAUAUGUGUAUUUAUUGCUCAAGUCAUGUCUCGUCAUCUUAAUUGCCACAUUUCCCUUCAUAGUCCAAAAAAUAAACAUGCAGAGUUGCAUCACAUGAACAGAAAAUGUUGUAUUUUAUGCUCUGCUUGUCAUAUUUAGUGCUGAUGUGUAGAGCCGUGUUUUUCACUCCGGUAACUUGGUGCCACAUGACUCGCUCACAUUCCUCACCCCAAACAGGAUGACAACCAGGAACUGCACCCGCUGUAUAGAUUCCUCUGAAGUUUGUUGAGCAAACUCCUCCAACCUGUUCACCAAGGUGACUCAGCUGCUGCACAGCCAUUGUGAAAUAGUUCAUUUGAGUGCACACCAUGUAAUUAACUUCCUUCUAUAUUUAGAUCAUUUUAUUCAUUUUGUAAACAGAUCAUUUUGUACUAGCAUGCAUCUGCAGGGUAGAACCAAUCACAUGGCCUUAUUUAAACACUGAUAUUAAUAUUUAUUUAAAUGUAUCAGUUUAUAAGUUGAAAGACAAACAUAUGGAUUGUUUUAUAGUUGAAUAGGUUCCUGAGUGUCUGGCUGUGCAGGGAAUAAAAUGAAAAUGCACAGAAAAAAUGUUGGCCUCAAAAUGUACAUGUUAAAAUAAAGUGGUAACAAUCAAA